AUGGGUUCCGGGGCGCACCGAUCGCCGCGUAGGGACAGGGCUCGGUUGCCCCUCGGCUCGGCUCUAGGCUCGCCGCGCGUGAAAACUGAUGCGUGCCCUUAUAACAAGAUGGACGCACCGUCCCCAAAGCUGCCCUCAUCGUGGACAGACCACACCACGCCAAAGACACCCAAUACUAUCAAGACAGCAUCACAGCAACAACACACCACUGCCAGCCACACCCUAACGCCACCUCACCCCAUCCCCGAAUAG
Messenger RNA from Gaeumannomyces tritici R3-111a-1, 252 nucleotides. RefSeq lists its product as hypothetical. Lineage: Eukaryota; Fungi; Ascomycota; Sordariomycetes; Magnaporthales; Magnaporthaceae. Bases 1 to 252 code for a protein of 83 amino acids. The transcript has a single exon. The record is from RefSeq and is a predicted model, not a curated record.